AUGAAUGAAACAUUUCAUUCGUUUCUCGCUUUCUUUAAUACUACUGAUCAAUUCUCUAGCUUUAUCAACGGAACAUCGUGGGCCAACCUUCAGCCUCAGAACCUACAUGAGCGGGUCGAAGUGAUUUUGUGUCAGCCAGAAACAAUACUCAUUUUACUGCUGAGUUUCUUGGCUCUGUUAGUUAAUAUACUGUCUAUAUGUGCCACAGCAAACAUCCCACACGGUUUGACCACUCACUCCAAACUCAUUAUCAGCCUCGCUUUGUCUGAUAUUCUUAUUACACUCAGCGUGUUUUUUCAUUUGCUCAACAAAGUUUUAAAUUUUGUCAAAUUUCCACCUCUGCUUGACCCGAACGAUCGACUGGUAUCGUCUUGCAUGUUUGCUUUGAUCAAUGGAUUGAACACCAUGGCUCACUUGAUUUCUCUUUUAAAUCUUCUCGCCAUGGCCAUAGACCAUUACACUGCCGUUUUCCAGUCUCUUUACUACAACACAAUUCUGAGUCGAAAGAAAGGAAACAUCAUUAUUGCUUUUUUGUGGAUUCUCGCGUUUAUUGGUGGAUUUUGCAACUUCCUAACGGGUCUGGGUUCAUACAAAAACCGUGCACGGUAUGUAAAUUACUGCGAGGUAAUCAUGUAUAAUGAUUUUCAUGGCGAAUACCUCGUUAUGCUCGUCACCUUUAUAUGUUUUGUGUGUAUUUCUUUUAUGUAUUUACGGAUUUACUGUGAAGUAAGGAAGAUCAAUAAUAGACUGACGUACCUACAAAAAGACAACUUUCAUAACAAAAAGUCCCUCAUUACAACGUUACUCAUCAUCGGCACAUUCAUCAUUUGCUGGCUUCCCACGUGCAUUUUCAAAAUUGCAAUGAUAAUUCAAAUUCGUGUGAAUCGGGAAAUAGUGCAAAAGUUAUUUGUGACUUUCCUGCGUGCUAAUAAAUAUCUUUAUGCUUUAUUGCUGCUGAACUCUGUAUGUGAUCCGAUUAUUUAUGCAGUGCGUUUACGAGAUGUCCAAAUGGGCUACUACAGACUUCUGUCUCGAUGCUUUAAGUGUUAUGCGGAUAAAAUCAGAGAAGAGUGGCAGAAUUCUUACGGUGAUCGUAGAAACACAAGGAGAAAAUCAUCCAUUGUUGAUACAGAAAAUGGAGACUAUGGUGCAGAUUGUGAGUGUUUCACAGAACCGUAUCACGACGCAGAAAGGAUAACAGUUUCAACAAGAACAGAGUUGUUGGUCAAUGGAAAAGACUUGGAGGAGGAACACACUUUAUAA
Ylistrum balloti is the source of this 1263-nucleotide messenger RNA. Its product is annotated as melanocortin receptor 5-like. Gene Ontology annotation, molecular function: G protein-coupled receptor activity. Bases 1 to 1263 code for a protein of 420 amino acids. Gene Ontology annotation, cellular component: membrane. The record is from RefSeq and is a predicted model, not a curated record. NCBI's taxonomy places the organism in Eukaryota, Metazoa, Mollusca, Bivalvia, Pectinida, Pectinidae. Gene Ontology annotation, biological process: G protein-coupled receptor signaling pathway. The transcript has a single exon.